This is a messenger RNA of Apus apus (common swift), 2449 nucleotides long. RefSeq names its product ATCAY kinesin light chain interacting caytaxin (gene ATCAY). The record is from RefSeq and is a predicted model, not a curated record. The coding region runs from base 504 to 1592 and encodes 362 amino acids. Gene Ontology annotation, cellular component: cytoplasm. Gene Ontology annotation, biological process: apoptotic process. NCBI's taxonomy places the organism in Eukaryota, Metazoa, Chordata, Aves, Apodiformes, Apodidae. The transcript is spliced from 13 exons.
CCAAUUGGAGGAGAGGUGACACUGGGAGGGGGGUGAUGCCAUCUCCUCCCUCCACCCAUCCUCCAUAACACCCCCUUCCUUCCCUCUCACCACCACCGCCAUCCUCCUCACACACAAAAGCAGAGCAAUUAGCUGACUUAAGAGAGCUGAGGCUUAGCCAGCUGCGAGCUGAAAACCAUCACCAAAUACCUUGGAGGGGAGGGAGGCAGCAGAGGAAGCAGCAGCCAUGGAAGAAUCCAAAUGACUGGCCUCCAUUCCCUUCCCCUCCCCCUGCCCCGACAAAAUCCAACCCAAGGGUUGUUGUGAGAAGGACCGAACCUACAUGCACCUCCAGGAUUCUCUGGUCUCCCCUGCGGCCACAACCCGGCGCUGGAGCUCCUGAGCAGCCCGGCUGCACCGGCAGGAAUGCCUGGCUGGGUCUUCUUUGUUCCUCAUUAGCCAGAAGCAUCGCCUCAGCCCUUCCUUGAGGGAACCUCGGUGCAGCCAGCCCUUCUCUGAGCACCAUGGGGACCACAGAAGCCACUUUGAGGAUGGAAAAUGUGGAUGUGAAGGAAGAGUGGCAAGAUGAGGACUUCCCCAGACCUCUGCCAGAGGAGACAGGGAUGGAGUCACUGGGCAGCCCUAUGGAAGAUGAGAACACAUCCUCUCCCCCAAAUACCUUAAACUUCAACGGGGCCCAUCGGAAGCGGAAGACACUCGUUGCACCUGAAAUCAACAUUUCCCUGGACCAGAGUGAGGGCUCCAUUCUCUCUGAUGACUUCUUGGACACACCAGAUGACCUGGACAUCAACGUGGAUGAUAUUGAAACUCCUGAUGAGACAGAUUCCCUCGAAUUCCUGGGGAAUGGGAACGAACUGGAAUGGGAAGAUGACACUCCUGUAGCCACAGCCAAGAACAUGCCUGGGGACAGUGCAGACCUGUUUGGGGAUGGUGGGCCAGAAGAUGGGAGUGCUGCCAAUGGGAGGCUCUGGAGGACUGUGAUCAUUGGAGAGCAGGAGCACCGCAUCGACCUCCAGAUGAUCAAACCCUACAUGAGGGUGGUGACACACGGAGGAUACUAUGGAGAAGGUCUCAAUGCCAUCAUUGUCUUUGCUGCCUGCUACCUGCCAGACAGCAACCUGGCUGAUUACCACUACAUCAUGGAGAAUCUCUUCCUGUAUGUGAUCAGCAGUCUGGAGCUGCUGGUGGCUGAGGACUACAUGAUUGUCUACCUGAAUGGAGCAACGCCCCGGAGGAGGAUGCCAGGCCUUGGCUGGCUGAAGAAAUGCUACCAGAUGAUAGACAGAAGGCUGCGUAAAAACCUCAAAGCCCUGAUAAUUGUCCAUCCCUCUUGGUUCAUCCGGACAGUCCUGGCCAUAUCCAGACCUUUCAUCAGUGUGAAGUUUAUCAAUAAGAUCCAGUAUGUUCACAGCCUGGAGGAACUGGAGCAACUUAUCCCAAUGGAGCACGUGCAGAUUCCAGACUGUGUCUUACAAUAUGAAGAAGAGAGGAUCAAGGCUAGAAAAGAAAGGGCAGAAGAGAAACAAGACAUGGCUGAGAAGGAAAGCAGGCCUGUGCCCCCAGCAGAGGAUCAAGAAACCAGUAUGUCAUGAAUUGAAGUAGACUGGAAUGAAUGGAGUAGAAGAAUGACACAGCCUGGCAGUCACCCACGUAAAUGACCUUUUGGUAUCAGACCUUGUCACCAUCUUAUUCCAAGUUCUGUAAGAUCAGGGAGCCUGUCUCCCCUGUCUCCGAGAUGCAAAGUCCUUUAAACUUCUUGGAAACAUUUUUACUUUAAGAAAAACAAAAACAACCAAACAAAAAUCCACAAAACAAAACAAGGCAAGAAUAGCACUUUUCAGGUUCCAGUAAUGGUCUGUGGAGAGCAUUAAGUAGUGCAAACAGACACCAUGUUUCCUCUUAGUGAGUUAAGAGCAUCCUGUAGUCCAUUAGUCACCCACCCAGAAAGAGAUCUAUUUUUUCUUUAAAUUAUAAACCUUUCCCCUAACCUGCUGCUGGCCAGCACUGAGACAUUUUUGCUUUAAACUGCACACCCAGUUCCCUCCAUUACUCCAACAACAGCCAUGACCCCAGGGAAUGAGGCACACACAGAGUCCAUUUUCUUCCUUUCUACAUCCACUCGCUUCCUGAAAAUACCAAGUGCCCACGGGUCUAGGCACAUCUUCCAGCCUUGACCACCUCAGUUCAUUCAUUUUCUGUUCUUAUUAACUCACACCAACCCUUCCCCUCAGUAAAUGCCAUGGUUUUUCCCAGACUUGCCCUGUCUCAGUUUGUAAGGCACUCUGGCAACUCUGAAAGAGGGUCCCCCCUGGCGUGGCAGCCUCCACAGAACUUCUUGGGAGCAUCUUCAAUCAUAGAAAGGUUUGAGUGGGAAGGGACCUUCAAGACCUUCCAGUUCCAACCCCCCUGCACAGGCAGGGACACCUCCCACCAGCCCAGGCUGCUCCAA